AUUGCCCAAGAUUUCGUCGUCAACAGUGUUCAGUCUGCCCAUACUCGGCGCCUGCUCCUCCAACCCCACCCUUAUCUCUCCGCGACCGCUAUCCGGGCUGAUCCACGGCCCAAUCCUCCCACCUUUCUCCAUAUCUGCAGCCGAUAUGCCUUCUGAACCCGGUUCCAUACCGGAGACUCCUCGAGUCAUUCCUCCUUCUCCUGCUUCAUCUGAGCGUCGAUCAAGCUCGGGCGAUUACUUCGGACCUACAACACGCUCCGCAGCACGACGGCAGCGACUUGGGGAGGUAACGGAAGAAACACCUGAUACCUCAAACUCGGAUUCGAAACGCUCACGAACGCGGUCUCGCAGCCCAAAAUCUCCUGAGUCUACAAGGCGCCGUACCCGAAAAUCCAAUCCGAAGUUGCCCGCUGGAAAGCCCAAGAAGCAGACGAAUGGUCAUGCGGAGUCCAACGGAUAUCUAUCACCUAUCGCGAAACCCGGCGGCAGCUGGCACGACAUCUCUCGAUCACCUUCUCCUCUUGGUCUCAUACCUCUCCAUAGCCGUUAUCGCUCCUUUAUACACCGUCAUGAGAUCCCGCGCAAACUUCUCCAUGUAUCGAUCGGCUUCCUAACCCUCAACUUGUACAGUCGCGGCAUUCAAACCCUCCAGAUUACGCCAUGGCUCUUCGGAGCUCUCGUACCGAUAGCCACGGUAGAUAUCGUCCGUCACCAUUCCACCAAGAUCAACAACAUAUAUAUUCGGUGUGUGGGGGCUUUGAUGCGCGAGACAGAGGUUUCCGGCUAUAACGGUGUGAUCUGGUAUCUUGUGGGCACAUAUGCAGUGCUGCGCUUCCUCCCCAAAGACGUCGGAGUCAUGAGCGUACUGCUCCUCAGUUGGUGUGAUACUGCAGCCUCCACAUUCGGUCGUCUCUACGGCCGUUACACAUUCCAGCUGCGCAAGGGCAAGAGUUUCGCCGGGACACUGGGAGCCUGGUUUGUGGGUGUCCUGACCGCAGCCGCAUUCUGGGGAUACUUCGUACCUUACAUUGGAACCUUCCCCAAUGACCCCGAGGGAUCGUUCAUGUUCACCGGUCAGCUCAACCUUCUUCCUAGCUCGAUCAAGAACCUCAUCGGCUGGACUGCGGACACCCCCAGCGCUGUCAUUUCGGGCCCGUUGGCCCUCGGCGUUAUGAGCGUCGUCUCCGGCUUAGUCGCCGCUGGAAGCGAGUUCGUGGACAUCUUCGGCUGGGAUGAUAACCUUACUAUCCCGAUCCUGAGCGGUAUCGGAUUGUGGGGUUUCCUGAAGGUCUUUGGUUGAGCGGACUACCGCAGCUAAUGCCGUUAUAUCUCCCCUUUUUUGUUCAUUACCACAGCACUGGCAUGGCUUGGAUAGUCGCUGAAGCGCGCGACAAGCCGCGAGCCGCAGUAUCGACUCACCAUUCAUUUCAACCCUCUUUUCCUUUUCCUCUGUUCAAUCACCUACCUAUCCUGUCUAUUUCUUAUACAUACACCCGAUUACCCCAUGACCAACUACAUCACCACUCUUCUUAUCUUUGAGCUCUUACUCGAUUACCCCCCUGUUUUGCACUACUCUGAAGGGGAAAGUCUUUGGAAAUAAUUACUUUGGCCCGCAGAA
Messenger RNA from Aspergillus piperis CBS 112811, 1618 nucleotides. Its product is annotated as diacylglycerol/polyprenol kinase family protein. The coding region runs from base 146 to 1300 and encodes 384 amino acids. Gene Ontology annotation, cellular component: endoplasmic reticulum membrane. The transcript has a single exon. Gene Ontology annotation, molecular function: ATP-dependent diacylglycerol kinase activity. Lineage: Eukaryota; Fungi; Ascomycota; Eurotiomycetes; Eurotiales; Aspergillaceae. Gene Ontology annotation, biological process: phosphatidic acid biosynthetic process. The record is from RefSeq and is a predicted model, not a curated record.